UCCCUCUCUUUGUCCCUCCUCUACAGUCGUCUCUCCAUCCAGCCGCGCAUCGCAUCCUGCUCCAGAGCACCUCCAGGAUGAUCCGCCGCUGCGCCGACAACCUUCACUUCACUUUCAUACUCAUUUAACCCUUCCCUCGGACCUCCGCCGGCCGCCCUGUUACACCCAUGCUCUGCCCUCCUCCUGAGAUGCGAUACCACUGCACAGUUUCCCGGAGAAUAUCUUCAUCUUCCGUCGCUCCGCGCUGAUAGAGAGCAUGCCCGACACGGGGACGGCAGCAGCAGCGGCAGGCGCCGCGGCAGCGGCGGCGGCCAGCAGCGGUGCGUCCACCGCCGGCGACGGCCCCGAGAGCUCCCGGCACCGACACCGAGCGCAGCAGGGAGACGCAGAGAGGCCGGACCCGGGCACUGCCCCGCCGCAAACCUCCUCCGGUGUACUGGAUAAGCUGUUUGGAAAGCGGCUACUGCAGGCUGGGAGACAUAUCAUGUCUCACAAGUCUUGGAUGAAAACGGUGCCCACAGAGAACUGUGAUGUCCUCAUGACAUUUGCAGACACUACAGAUGACCACACGUUGCUAUGGCUACUGAACCACAUCCGGCUGGGAAUCCCUGAGCUCAUCAUCCAAAUUCGACAUCAUAAGCACACACGAGUCUACGCAUUCUUCGUCACCGCCACAUAUGAAAAUUUACUGAGAGGUGCUGAGGAAAUGGGACUGAGGAAAGCGGUGAAGCCCGAGUUUGGUGGAGGAACACGAAGCUUCUCUUGUGAGGAAGACUACAUCUAUGAGAACAUUGAGAGCGAGCUGUGCUUCUUCACCUCACAGGAGAGGCAGAGCAUCAUUAAGUACUGGCUGGACAAUCUACGUGCCAAACAUGGGGAGGUGCUUCAUAAUAUCAACUUCCUGGAGGGCCAGCCAAUCAUCCCGGAGCUGAGUGCCAGAGGUGUGAUCCAGCAGGUGUUUCCCCUCCAUGAGCAGAGGAUCCUCAGUCAGUUGAUGAAGUCUUGGGUUCAGGCUGUUUGUGAGAAACAGCCUUUAGAUGAUAUCUGUGACUACUUCGGGGUGAAGAUCGCCAUGUAUUUUGCCUGGCUGGGUUUCUACACCACUUCUAUGUUGUAUCCCGCUGUGAUCGGCUUUGUGCUUUGGAUGCUCACAGAGUCGGAUCAGACGAGCCGUGACAUCUGCUGUGUGGUGUUUGCUCUGUUCAACGUGGUGUGGGCCACUCUGUUCCUGGAGCGCUGGAAGAGGAGGGGCGCUGAGCUGGCCUACAAGUGGGGAACGCUGGACACGCCGACUGAAUCCCUGGAGGAGCCGCGGCCUCAGUUCCGGGGAGUGAAGCGCUGCAGCCCCAUCACAGGAUGCGAGGAGUUCUACUAUCCUCCAUGGCGGAGGCGUGUGUUCAGAUGGCUGGUCAGCCUGCCCAUCUGUAUCCUCUGCCUCUGUUUUGUCUUCCUGGUCAUGCUCAUCUGCUUUGAGCUGCAGGAGUUUGUGAUGGGGAUCAAGGAAAUGCCUCGGCUAGCUCGCUUCAUCCCCAAAAUCAUGCUCGCUAUCACUGUGACCGCAUGUGACGAGGUGUAUAGGAAAAUUGCCUGCUGGCUCAAUGACAUGGAAAACUAUAGACUCCAGAGUGCCUAUGAGAAAAAUCUCAUCAUCAAAAUGGUUCUUUUUCAGUUUGUAAAUUCUUAUCUCAGCCUUUUUUACAUUGGAUUCUACCUCAAAGACAUGGAGCGCCUGAAAGAGAUGCUGGCCACUCUACUCAUCAUACGCCAGUUCCUUCAAAAUGUCAAGGAGGUGCUGCAGCCUUACCUGUACGAGCGCCACAAGCUGGGGGAGCUAACGCUGAGAGCUGUGUGGGACCUGCUGCUCUCAGUGCUGCUGAAAUAUGCCCGACUGGCAGCUGGAAAAGCCCAGGCUUCUCCCACUGACCAGGCCAUGCCAGGACCUGGUCUGAGGGGUACCAGGCCCGGACUGGGGCAGCCAGAAAGAAGGGAAAAGAAGUGUUUGAACGGGGGAUGUGGAGUGCCUGAUGAGGAGGAGGGAGGUGAGAGGGACGAGGCUGACAGCGGGAGGUUCAGUGAAGGAGAGACGGAGGAGGAAAGUUUGAUCGACUGCGGUUUGAAGCUGAGGAAAGUCAGCUUCAUAGAGAAGGUGGACAGAAGGCCUGCCUGUGCCGGGCCCCCCAUGGACCACAGUUUCCUGGAGGAGGGGAGCCCCACUAUGGUGGAAAAGGGAAUGGACCCUGCCUCUGUGUUUGAAAUGUGUGACGAUGACGAUGAUAAUGGCAUCCAUGAUGUGAAGGACGCAGUAGGAGGUGGGACUGAGGGAAUUAACGCUGCUUCUGCCGCUGCUGCUGCUGGCAGCGCUGCGUCGCUUCCUGCUGGGUCUGAGAGCAGCACGUCACUGCGUCACAGAAGAAGAGGCCGAAGCGCAGAGAGAGUCGAGGCUAAAACGAAAAGGGAAUCGUGGAUGGAUCCUCCUGAGGAGAGAGAGAGCACCACGCUCACUCAGGCUGAGAUGGAGAGCUGCAUGCAGACAUAUGCUGACACCUUCCAGGACUACCAGGAGAUGUUUGUCCAGUUUGGCUACGUGGUGCUCUUCUCCUCUGCCUUUCCUCUGGCUGCCAUGUGUGCUCUCAUCAACAACAUCAUUGAGAUCCGCAGUGAUGCCUUUAAGCUCUGCACUGGCCUGCAGAGGCCAUUUGGAAUCCGAGUAGAGAGCAUCGGCCAGUGGCAGACUGCGAUGGAAGCAAUGGGUCUGAUUGCCAUCAUUGUGAAUUGCUACCUGAUUGGUCAGUGUGGUCAGCUGCAGCGCCUCUUUCCGUGGCUCAGCCCUGAGAUGGCCAUCAUCUCCAUCGUCAUCCUCGAGCACUUUGCUAUCCUACUAAAGUACGUCAUCCAUGUGGCUAUUCCUGACAUUCCUACAUGGGUCCGAGAAGAGAUGGCUAAACUGGACUACCAGCGCAGAGAGGCCUUUAAGAAGCACGAGCGGCAGGCACAGCAGCACUACCAGCAGCUGCAGAGGAGGAAGAGGGAGGAGGAAGAGCGUCAGCGACAGGCGGAGCAUAUGGCCCGCAGAGAGAGGGAGCGGGAUGACAGCAAAGGUGACUCCUCUGGGGAUCACCACCACGACAAAAGUCAUGGCAGCAAGUCACGUUCUGGAGGUGGAGGAGGCAGUGGGUCGGACAAGCCCAAGAGGCCCAGCUCCCUGCUGGCCAAUAAUAACGUGAUGAAGCUGAAACAGAUCAUCCCGCUGCAGAGCAAGUUCUCCUCAGGCGGUGCACGAUCCCCUCAGUCGCCCACCGGCAGCGAGCCCAAACUGCCCGGGUUCCUGAGCUUCAAAUUCCUCAAGUCACCUGAGAAUAAGAAGGAAGGUGCUGCAGCUUCUGUGGCCACCGCCACAGCCACUAACACCACGGCAACAGCAUCGUCAUCAUCAUCAUCCUCAUUAUCAGGUAGCAGCUCUCAAGAGCGUUCUCAGUCACCCAGCAAAGCCUUCAACCCUGGGAAACUGUUUAACUUUGGGAAAUCUGAGGGAGGAACAUGUGUGAACGGGGCUCCGCUGCCCAGAUCUGGAGAAGGAUCAUCAUCACAGACAUCAGAGAGACAGCCCUCACGAUCUGACUUGAAUGGUGUUCCAGAUGAGAUCCCCUCACCUGGAGGGGAAGGGUCCGAGAACGGUCAUUCAACAGACCUGGACCCUGCCGGUUCUAAAAUCUAGUGGCUCCAGAGAGAAUAAAAAAACUUGUCUUUGGUUCCAUCCUCACUGAAGAGGUGAUGUGUUUACUGUGAGGAAAGGCCUGACCUACCUUCUGUGCUGUCACAGGCCAUGUGUAGAAGUACGUGAAGCAGAGCGGAGAUGAAACUGAUGAGAGACGACUGCUGUUUUGGUUUGCUUUUUUGCUGACAGACAAAAAAACAGGCUUUGUAAGACAGACGUAAGCCCUUCUAUCAUGACCGAAAAAAAAAACACACACGUACACACACACACGCUCCCUUACACACACACACAAACAUACAAAUACUUCCUUGUCUGCAAUACAUAAAGAAAUGCAUGAGCUGCGUUUCUAAUAUUUUUAAGCCUUUAAAGCAGAGAGCUGUGUUUCUUGAUUUCUUCUAGUCAGAAAUUGUAAGCGUCUCUGCGGCCUCACGUUAGGACAUAACAGCCUGCUGUGGAGGACAGAGAUUUCAAAAACUUACAUGGUGGUAUGAAAGGAUUGCCGAUAAAAUAACUACUGAGAGUGUUUUUUUAGGUGUCGCAACACAAGUGAUCAUUAGAUGUCUGUCUCAUUUUACCUGUGAGGAAUUCUUGGGCCCUUCACUUUUGUACUGAAGUGGAAAAAUGGAAAAGCAAUAUCAGUCAGUGUUUUAAUAAUUCUUAUCAAGAUCCCCUCCUUAAUAAUCACCCGAUGUAUCACCAGCUUUAUUUUCAAAGCAGAGGUGAUGUCUGAGCUUUGAACACUUCCUCCCAUCCCUGUGGCAAAAAAAACAAAACUGAUUUGUUUGAAGUAAAGAGCUUAGUAAGUCCAGUUAUCAGAACCAUUAUUUCUCCCAAGAAUGCAAAAUGGAGGGUAGACUAGAAAAAAGGGAAACGAAAUAAAUACGUAAAUAAAUUUUUAAAAAAAGGAAAACCAGAUGAAGGUGGUUUUGAGAAAAUGGAGCAUGGAUGCCUGUUGCGCGCUGUUCUCCAUCCAAGCCCAUAGAGCACCUUGUAAACACAGAUGGUGCUUCUCUCCACAACACUCGACCCAGACUUGGCAAAUGAGCAUCGACUUAAAGAAGUAACAUUUGCACUGAACCUUGAUGCCCUGCAUAGGAACGCAUCUUUCUGUGCAGGAGAGAGGCCCGACACCAGCCUGCCUCAUUACGUUAUGCAAACGCUGGAUUUUCUUCAUUUUUGUUUCCUCUUUUCACAUGGUGUUGGCGAUCUUUCUCACCUGUCCCUGCUCUCAGAAAAUCUGGGAUUUCAGAAUAUACAGACGAGCCUGUGUUUUGUUUUGUAUUUACAAUAGCUGGUCUCCAUAUUGCUUUUGUAUGCACUUUUUUGCAGAUGAUGGAAGUUUCCUUUUUUACAACUAAAGCAGUAUUUUUAGAUUAUACUGUAAACCCAGGAUGUACCGUACUCUACAAACAGCUUAGGCACUACAAGAAAGUGAGGAUUCUUUCGAAAAUAGAAUAAUUACUCUUAGAUUAAAGUGCAGUCAACAAACAAAAAAACGCAACAAAGAUGUGUCUGAGUCGCACCAUCUGUUGCUGAAGACAGUGCUUUACAACCCUGAAUAUAUGGUUGUUAACUUGAAUCGUAUCCAUGAUGGAUGAGAAUAUAAGCAUAUAAAAGUGCCUAAGACGUUUGCAUAGUACUGUAUUGUCUGUAUAUUCUGUUGUACUUCAACACUACUUAUGGUUAAAAAGAAAUCUUCAAGUAACCAAUCCCAUCAUCGAGCAUUUAACAGGUAUUUCACUUCUGCGGGGCCUCCAGAAGGUGGCGCCAGUUCAUCCGCAUAGAACAACGUUUGGAUUCAUGAUUGUGUUUUCUCCUAACAUCUGUCACUCGUCAUCAGUGUUCAGCAGAGGCGGCAAAACUUUGGUGUCUGGCGUCAGUUUAGGUGCACUUUGAAAGAGAAACGCAUUAUAAAGUCAUUAGCAGAGGUACACGCUGACAGGUUUUAGAGGCCAUUGCACUGUACUGUAGGCUGAGAGAAGGAAACAUUAACUAUGCAUUUCCACACGUUCACCUCCAGCAAGGAUUCUGGCAAUAACACUGAGUUGAGGUUGACUUUUAGUACAAUAUAACGCUAGGCUAAUCUCCCCGCCUCCAGCUCCUACUGCGUUCUCCCCAUCCCAGACUCUAUGCAUCUUUUCUUUGUGUCCCCUCACUUGUCACUGUUGGUGUCAGCUCCCUCCUGUCUCACACUUCAUGUAAAGAAUCUGCCCUGAUCCACAAUUAAAACAAUCAUUUAUUUCAUCGGCUGCUUUGUGUUUACAGAACUUGACAACUAAUAACAGUUUUUUUGGGGGGUUUUGUUGCUGCUUCAUGUUUCAGUUUUCUAAGCGUAGUCCAUUUUCCAGGCACCCGCCUAAGAAAAGAGAUGAAAAUGUACUUCCACAGACGGGCAAAAAGAUCUUAUUGGUAUUAAAUGCAAUACGGGAACAGACAGGAUGUCAGUUUGAGUGUCCCAGGUAUCAUUUUACUGUCAUUCUGCGGUACGUUCUUUUUUAUAUCUGGAAGCCACUGUUCAUUAUAAAUGUAAAACGAGAAGUGCAAGGCUGAGAGACAUUUUAUACCUGUAGUGUCUUUGUGUAUCAUUCUUACAGUUAAAGGGGACGACAGAGAUCAGGAUGAUACAACGUAGCUGAGAACAGUUUAAUGAAACCUAUUGGAUAUCAGGGAUGAAUGACAUCAUGAUGCAAUAGAGUCCAUUCAUCGUCAUUUGAACAUUUGCGCAGAGAGGAUGUGACUGAAAUGUGAAAGCAGAGAUCAGGGCUCGGUGAAGAGGAGUUUGGAUUCUGCUUUAUUCAAGUUAGCAGCUUCAUAGAGUAGAAAUGGAUAGCAUAAAAAAAAUUCACUUCUUUCAACCUUGCACUCUCAGCUGCAGCAAAACAUUUGGCAUCCUGUUAUUAUAGAGGUCUUGAAAUAAGCAUUAAUUGAGGUGAAGUAACAGAUUUCGAACAGCUUUUGGUUUAACCGAAAACUACAUCCUAUACCAGAAAGGGCAGCAUCACCGUUCUAUGGAGCCAAGCGCAGGAAUCCCCUCGUAUUAGAACUGCGGCUCAGACGGCUGAGACUCCUCACACAUCUCUAAUUCACUAUCAAAGCAACGGUGUUUCUACAAGAGUUUGGGCUUAUCUUCAGCGUACAGGAACUAUCAACGUGAAAUCAGUGGUAAAGGACUGAGUGGAUUUAGUAAAUGAAAUGUGUUCUGGAUUUUCAGAGUGGAUGUGAAGAGGUUACAGCUACAUUAAAACCUGACCCUAACCUCAAAGUUGAGACAUUUUCAUGGAAGCCUCACUUACAGAACAUCAUACGCUCUUCCAAUGUACCACUGUACAAAAAAAAAGAUCUUUUAAAGAAAAAAUACUGGGAAAUGGGAUUAUUUAUUUCUUUUAAUUUAUUUUGUCAUAUUUUUGUAAGACCUGAAAAAUAGUUAAUAAAACUAUUUCAAAUGCA
Messenger RNA from Acanthochromis polyacanthus (spiny chromis), 7162 nucleotides. RefSeq names its product anoctamin 8b (gene ano8b). Gene Ontology annotation, molecular function: chloride channel activity. Gene Ontology annotation, cellular component: plasma membrane. The record is from RefSeq and is a predicted model, not a curated record. Gene Ontology annotation, biological process: chloride transmembrane transport. Lineage: Eukaryota; Metazoa; Chordata; Actinopteri; Pomacentridae.